This is a messenger RNA of Eimeria necatrix, 3650 nucleotides long. Its product is annotated as Alpha,alpha-trehalose-phosphate synthase (UDP-forming) isoform 1 , related. Lineage: Eukaryota; Apicomplexa; Conoidasida; Eucoccidiorida; Eimeriidae. The record is from RefSeq and is a predicted model, not a curated record. Gene Ontology annotation, cellular component: cytosol. Gene Ontology annotation, molecular function: catalytic activity. The annotation marks the transcript as partial. The transcript has 12 exons. Gene Ontology annotation, biological process: trehalose biosynthetic process.
CACCCCCCCCCUUCGCCCACAGCCACCACCGCCACCGCCGCUGCCGCAGCCACGGCCACGGCCACCGCAGCGGCCGCCGCCGCAGCCACAGCCACGGCCACAGCCACCCCCACCACCACAGCAGCAGCCGCAGCUCGGGGCGCCUGAUAAUCGUGGCCAACCGCCUGCCUCUGAGCGUGGAGCUGCAGGGGGACGGCGCCUUCAAGUACAGCAAAAGCGGGGGGGGCCUCGUCUCCGGGCUGCAGGGCAUAAGGGGCCUCGACUGCAUCUGGGUGGGCUGGCCGGGCGCGGAGGCCCCCCCAGUGCUGCGCCCGCGGCUGACUGCGGAGUACAGGCGCCACGGCUGCUCGCCCGUCUUCUUAGACCAGCAAACCAUCGACGCCUACUACAACGGCUUCUGCAACAACGUGCUGUGGCCGCUGCUGCACUACCUGCCGCCCCCGCUGGACUUGGACUCUGGAGAGGAGCAGAGCCUGCUGCAGUGGAGGGCCUACGUGCAUGCAAACGAGUUGUUCUGCGAAGCUGUCUGCGAAGUGAUGCGCCCAGAUGACCUCGUCUGGGUGCACGACUACCACCUGAUGCUGCUGCCGAAGCUGCUGCGGGACCGCCUGGGCGACGACGGCUGCGCACUGCGCGUGGGCUGGUUUCUGCACACGCCGUUUCCCUCCAGCGAGCUUUUCCGGCUGCUGCCGUACCGAGCGGAGCUGCUGACGGGGCUGCUGAGUGCCAACUUGCUGGGCUUCCACGUGGACUCUUACAUGCGGCACUUCUUCUCUGCAUGCGUUCAAACUUUGGGGCUGGAAGUCACUGACCGGGGAGUUCUCGCUGCCCCCGUGGGCGGCGUCUACGCGCGCUGCGCAGCCAUUCCCAUUGGCAUCGACAGCGACAGCUUCGUCGAACAAGCUGCUUCCCAGCAAGUGCAGCAGGCAGCAGCGCAGCUCAAGAAGGAAAUGGGAGACAGACGGGUUGUGCUGGGAGUCGACCGGCUGGACUAUAUGAAGGGGCUUCCCCACAAGCUGAAUGCCUUCGACAGGUUUCUGCAGCAGCACCCCGACAUGAAGGAUUCCGUGCUGCUGCUUCAGGUGGCCGUCCCGACGCGCACUGGGGUCCAUGAAUACCAAAAGCUCAAGACCAAAGUGCACGAGCUGGUGGGCCGCAUAAACGGCAGCCGCGGCAGUUUGUCUCGCGUGCCUCUACAGUCUUUGGAUCGUUCUGUGAGUGCAGUCGAUUUGUGUGCAUUAUAUUUAGUGGCGGAUUGUCUUUUCAUUACUUCUUUGAGAGACGGAAUGAACCUUGUGGCCCUGGAGUUCGUCGCUGCGCAGCAAGCCAAGACGCAGGUGGCGGCGGCUGCAGCUGCAACGCAGCAGCAGCAGCAGCAGCAGCAAAAGCUGCUGCAGCAGGACCCAAAGCAGCAGCCGCUCCCGGGGGACCCCACGGCUCCUUCGGCAGCAGUAGCAGCAGCAAACGCCACAGCAGCAGCAGCAGCUGCAGCUGCAGCUCCUGCAGCAGCAGCUGCAGGCACUACCGCCAUCUGCAGUGCCUGCGGCCACCCUAUAGGGUCUUGCUGCCAGGGGGGCCCCUCUGGCAAGCAGUGCAAGGCAGGCGACAGCAACCUGCUUAGGGGCCCCGGGGUUUUAAUAUUGUCUGAGUUUGCUGGAGCGGCGGAGUUUCUGCAAGACGGGUCUUUGAUUAUAAAUCCUUGGAAUGAACAGCAAAGUGCUGAGGCGCUUUAUACAGCGCUCACCAUGCCUAGGGCAGAAAGGGAGGAAAGACACAAGAAGCUGAUGCAGGUAGUCACUGCAAACACCAGCACAAUUUGGGCGCGGAAGUUUGUUGCUGCUCUCAUAGAGGCCUCCGACGAAUCCGAGGGAGUAAGGGCCUCAGUGCCCCCGCUGCUGCAGCCAGGAACCCUCGUGCCGCUGUUCGUGGGCUGCCUGCGGCCGCGGCUGCUCAUAGUUAGCGUCUGGGGGGGGCUGCUGCCAGUGCGCAGCCGCAGCAACUUGCCUCUUCCCGAGAGAACUCCUGACCCGCUGCCGCUGUCUGUUGCUGCUGCUCUCGCGGCCCUCGCGGCGCUGCCCCACACUGCAGUGGUGGUCUUAACUGAACACCCGCGGGCUGCGGUGGAAAACCUCUUCAAAGACAUUCCCGUUUGCGUUGCUGUCGAGAAAGGAGCCAAGUACCGCACACGGGGAGGACAGUGGCUGACUUUGCUCGAAGAAUCUUCUCUCCAGGGUCUCGACGAAUGGAUGCCGAGCACUCGGACAGUCAUGGAUUACUACCAAGAGAGGACCCCUGGAUCGUUUGUAGAGGCUACAGUUGGGACUCUGAACUGGCACUGGGACGAGCUGCAGCAAGCCUUUGGACGGCAGCAAGCCACAGACUUGCUGGCCUAUCUCAGGGCUUCCUUGCUGCGGCAGCAGGAAGAGCAGCAGCAGCAAGUGCAACAGCAGCAGCAGCAGAAGCAGCAGCAGCAGCGGAAAGAGCAAGAAGACACAAACUCAGAGCAAAGUCACGGAACCACCCAGAGCCAUCAGCAGCAGCAGGAACAGCAGCAGCAGCAGCAGCAGCAGCAGCCGCGGCGCAGCAAGGUGGAAGUCGUGCUGGGGCCUCGUUCAGUGGAAGUGCGCGAUGUUGCAUGCAGCAGGAAGCAACUUCUGCUGCGAGUAGUUGACCGCGAGUUUGGUUCUUCUUUCUUGAGGUCUGUUGGAUUUUAUUUGUGCAUUGGGAGUUUUGCCUGGAGAGAAGAGGAUCUUUUUGAGUUGUUUGACGACGAAGACCAGCAGCAGCAGCAACGGCAGCAGCAGCAGCAGCAGCAGCAGCAGGAACAGGCCCCUGACCCGAUUCCGCGCCCCCUGGCCAUAGACCUUCCGAGUGUCUCCUUGUCUCCCACGCAUGCACAGCAGCGGCAGCAGGAGCAACGUGAACAUCAGCAGCAAGUACUUCAGGAGCAGCAGGAGCAGCGGCAGCAGCAGCAGCAGCAACAGCAGCAAGCAAUGCAGACUCCCGAAGCAGCAGGGAACGCAGCGGCGGCACGAGCAGCAGCAGACAAAACAGCGAAAACUGCAGCACCAGGAAAGCCAGCAGCUCCAGCUGCUGCAGCAGCUGCUGCUGCUGCUGCUGAGGCUCCAGACCAGUUUUUGAAAAACCGCAGAAUGUCGGAACCUACUCCCAAGAGACAGAGUCAGUGUGCUGCUGCAGCAUGCAAGGAGCUGGCGCAGUGUACAGACACUGCAGCGCAUGCAAGGCAAUCGACUGAGCAAACAAGGAACUUUCCCGCGCUCGAGCCCAGCCUUCAUGCGCACAACCAGCAACAGCAGCAACAGCAGCAGCAGCAACAACAGCAGCAAAAGCAGCAGCAGCAAGAGGGAGUGGAACUGGGCAGGGAGGACUUGCGUUUCAGUCAGCCCCUUACUCUGUCUCACUUCGGCUUUACCGAUUUUUUUACAUUUGUUUCUCUUUUUUUGUAUUAUUUCUCUUUUUUUGCAUUUGUUUCUCUUUUUGGAACUUUUUUCACUGCCAACGUGGGUCUCAACCUUUCCCGCGCCCGCACUUGUGUUCCCAACGCCUACCACGUACAGAGCCUGUUGAUACACCUGGCCGAGGCAGUGGCAGCUGCAGGGAUGCAUGCGCAGCAGAGCUCUUGGGUAUAG